AGCCGGUGAAAAAAAAAUACUCGCUCGUAUCUUCUUCAACUGUAAUUGGGAUAAAAGUUAAAACCUACCCCCACCCCUGACUGAUCCCCCUCCGACCAUUUACUGUGUAAUUGGAGCUAAAUGACGACGAAGAAAAAGACGCAUGAAAAUAUCGGUGAGCGGUGGUGGCAUAUAGAUCUAAGAAGUUACCGUUAGUUACCCUGGAUGCGCCCUGACCUGUCAGUUAAACAUUUAUGGACGGUGGAGCCAGUGCGCAGAGGCAAUAAUAAUAAUAAUGGUUCAAUCCGAACCCCUCCCUCUCUACAAAACGGCUUCUGCCCACGUUCCGUUGGCCAAGGUAGAUUCCAAUCAACAGCGCUCUCGCGGCUAACCCCUCCGCCCUCACUACCGAGAACGCAAGGCCCCCUUUCCCCUGCUUGUUGCCUCAUGGCUUACGGAUACUAUGAGGCCUUGCAGAACGCCCGGGGGAUCGGCAACGGCGGUAACUGGACAGUUUCUGUCCCUGAACGAGCAAGCCAACCCGCAAAAUCAGCAUUCUGGUUUCGUGGAUUGGAUGCUCUGUUCGCUUGUCGAAUGGCGCUUGUACCUCACUAACUUCCACACCCUCAUAUCCCACGUGUCGUUGGAGUUAGCGGGUGGGCCCAGCUUGGGUGGGUGUGCAUAGAAGUCAGCGGGAAAAGAGGUCCGACCUCCUCAUAUAGUAUCUGUGCUGGUCCUUGAAUAUGGCGUUAUUGACCGAAGCAACAAGACGCUUAUUCCCUACCUUGCCACCUCUCUAAAUAUCCCAGCCAUGUUCGAUAUCAGAACGGCUCCGGAGCCAGGCCUUGAAGGUAACACCUAUGCAGUCAGGGCUGGAUCAGUUGCCGGUGGUGGAUCGACCGUCAAUGGUAUGGCAUAUGACAGAGCAUCGGUUGCCGACUAUGACUCCUGGGAAGAGCUUGGAAACCGCGGCUGGGGAUGGAAGGGCAUGUUUCCGUAUUUCAGGAAGAGUGCGGAUUUCACCCCUCCGCCAAAGGCGAUCGUCGAUAAAUACCAAUACACAUAUGACGAGACUGCUUACGGUCACUUCAGCCCUUUGCAAGUUACGCUCCCUCACUGGCAGGCUCCCGACCAGUAUAAGAUGGCGGAUGCCUUCACCGAGCUUGGAGUCGAGCACCUCCAGGAACAUGCCAAGGGGAACGCAAUUGGUCAAUUCUGGGCUCCUGCUACCAUUGAUGCCAAAACCAUGACUAGAUCCUCGUCAUUGACAGCAUACUAUGACAAAGCCAGCUGGCGUCCAAAUCUCAAAAUGCUUACUAAGCACCAAGUCACUCAGCUAACAUUUGAUGGGGACUCCACGACGGUUACAGGCGUGAAGGCUAUCAACAGAAAGACGAAUGCCGAAGUGACCUUCCGCGCGAGAAAAGAGGUUGUUAUGGCUGCGGGUGCUCUUCACACCCCUCAGAUCCUCCAAUUGAGUGGUAUUGGGCCUAAGAGUGUUGUGGAAGCUGCCGGGAUCAAGUCCAGAGUCGACUUGCCAGCAGUUGGAAGCAACUUGCAGGAUCAUCCCGUCGCGUACUUGAACUGGAAAGUUACUAACAGCUUCCCGGAGCCAAACAUCAUGGCGAUCAACGAGACUUUCGCUGCUGCGGCGUUGGAAGAAUAUCAGAACCAUAGAACUGGUCCUUACACAAAGUGCCAGUCUAACACAAUUGCAUUCCUCUCCCUGUCCAUGAUCACCAAUAACACUGAGGAUCUGAUCAAUGACCUGAAAUCGCAAGUAGCCUCCAAUUACCUGCCCGAUUCGUACACUAGCGAUCUGAUUGCUGGAUACGAAGCUCAGCGAACCAUCCUGGCCAGGCAGCUUGGAGAUGGUUCUGUCUCUGCUCUCGAGUUCCCAUUUAGUGGUUCAGGAAUGGUGCCCAAUUCGAUUCAGAAGCCUCUUAGCCGUGGAACCGUGUAUCUCAACCCUACAAACCCCCAUGGGGAACCUAUCGUCACAUACCACGCCUUCACAAACCCCUUCGAUCGUGCCCAGAUUGCCACCUUCAUUAAAUUCACUCGCCGCUACUUCAAGACAAAUGCUCUUGCCGAUAUGCAGCCCCAGGAGGUCUCACCAGGCGAAGACGCCCAAACUGAAGAUCAAAUCAUCGCGAAGCUCAUUGCGGGAGGCCCUCUCUCACUCUCCCCGUCUUUCGCGCAUCCCAGCAGCAGUUGCCCGAUGAUGCCCAAGGAGAAGGGCGGCUGUGUCGGUGCUGACCUGCAGGUGUAUGGAACGAAGAGGCUGAGUAUCAUCGAUGCUUCGAUCAUUCCAAUCAUUCCCAGUGCGCAUCUGCAGGCGACUAUGUAUGCUAUUGCUGAAAAGGCCUCAGAUAUCAUCAAGUGGAGAGGCUUGUGGCAAUGGGGGUGAUUGUGGCCGUCUUUUUGCCCAUCAUAAUGUGGAGGCUGUUUAGGUGUAGAUUCGGGCGUGUAUAUAUUCCAUAAUUCUAGACGUUAUUCUCUCCAAUCACAGGAAUACUAGAUAAUCA
Molecule: messenger RNA, 2507 nt
Organism: Blastomyces gilchristii SLH14081
Lineage: Eukaryota; Fungi; Ascomycota; Eurotiomycetes; Onygenales; Ajellomycetaceae
Product: choline dehydrogenase, variant
Exons: 5
Coding region: 791-2389 (532 amino acids)
Biological process (GO): secondary metabolite biosynthetic process
Molecular function (GO): oxidoreductase activity, acting on CH-OH group of donors; flavin adenine dinucleotide binding
Source: RefSeq, a predicted model, not a curated record